Ipomoea triloba (trilobed morning glory) is the source of this 1446-nucleotide messenger RNA. RefSeq lists its product as uncharacterized. The transcript is spliced from 2 exons. The record is from RefSeq and is a predicted model, not a curated record. Bases 91 to 1176 code for a protein of 361 amino acids. NCBI's taxonomy places the organism in Eukaryota, Viridiplantae, Streptophyta, Magnoliopsida, Solanales, Convolvulaceae.
UUCAUUCAAUUCUUCAUCGCCCAUUCCAAAGCUUUUCCUUUCUCCGCUUCACACUCAUCUCUCUCACUCACUCUCCGCAUUUACUGGAAAAUGGGUUGCGUUUCCUCCACUCUGCUCAGCCGCGACGAAGAGUUCGCGCAGAUCGGCGGCUCCGCCGGCCUCGGCCACCACAUUGUGUCUCUCACCUCCACCACUUACGGCCUCUUAACACUCGAUCCACCGGCGCCGGCGUCCGACGACGAUGAGGAGGAGGAGAAAGAGAAGGAGAAAGCUUCUCCUCCGGUGCGUACCACUGCGCCAGUUACGCCCAUUCCUCCUACACGGUUCAGUCUCGGCUCGCUCUUUGCUAGCCCGUUGCUCUCCGAGCCUAGGCCGCUCAAAUUCUCCGAACCGCCGUCUGAAGUUAUAAACUCCUGGGAGCUAAUGUCCGGCCUCGAUUCAGCUCAGCAGGCCAGCAAUAGCGCAGCUCAGAGCUUCCGAUUUACUCCUCUACCCUCCACCGCGGAUUAUAGCUUCAGGUUUUCUCCAAUGUGUCCGAAGCCCUCGUUUAAAAACGAAAAUUCAAACCCUAAUCUCUCCUCCGGCGAAGAACCGAAGGUUCUAAAGCCACCAACCUUAAUCGAAGCCGUCCUCGCUAAGAAAUCAUCCAAUUCCAAGUACGAAGGGUUCGAGGACCUCUGCCCACCAAAUGGGGAAAACAAGGUGGUGAUAUAUACGACGACGUUGCGGGGCGUAAGAAAAACCUUCGAGGCUUGCAAUGCGGUUAGAUCCGUGAUUGAGGGCGCUGGGGUUCUGGUCUGUGAAAGGGACAUUUCAAUGGACAAAGGGUUCAAGGAAGAGCUUAGGGAGCUAAUGAAGGAGAAAGAUAGCAGUGAGCUAAUACCUCCUAGGGUUUUUGUGAAAGGGAGAUACAUAGGAGGAGCUGAGGAGCUACUAAGGAUUGCUGAAGAAGGGGGAUUGGGAGAUUUGCUUCAAGGUUUGCCUAAAUUGAGAGCUGGGUAUGUGUGUGAAGGUUGCGGCGGGGCUCGAUUCUUGCCCUGUUUUACAUGUAAUGGAAGCUGUAAAAUGGUUAUGGCGGUGAGGGAAGAUAUGGAGCAGAAGCAUGGUAGGACUGUGGUGGUGAGGUGCUCUAAUUGCAACGAAAAUGGCUUGGUUCUUUGCCCCAUUUGUACCUAGAAGAUGCAUCUGUGAUCUGCCAUAAGUUUUGCUGCUUGCUUGGGCUCUGUUGUACUUUGGAGCAUAGAGAAUGGACUUUGCAUUUUAAAAAGAGUGCUUCAAAGAAUGGGAUUUAGCAUUUUACCCUCAUCCUUUGAUAUUGAAGAACAGUUUCAACUGUAGGGGGGCAAGGACUUGGCCAUAAAUUUUUUUUCUUUAAUUUGUAUCAAUAGACAAUACUCCGAUCCAUAUGUAAAUUACUUGACUUAAAAAUGAAUUAGUAAAAAAUGU